GUGCUGGGCAUCCUCACAGCUGUCGCAGCAUGUCCUGCGAUCAUUGGGACCACUGAGGCAGUGAGACAUGGCCAACGUCAAAAUGCACGCGAAGAACACCGCGGCCGCAAGAGUCACUUGGUGGUCUCGUUGCUGAAUCGAAGUGCAUACAGCCAACGUUUCGACGGAGCACCGAUUGUACUCAAAGAUAACAAGCUGUGGAUUGACACGACUGGCGUCAGCAGGCGAAUGGAGCUACACCCAUUCACCGGCUACUUCCUCCCGUACCCAGGCGAUAUGGAGAAGAUUUGGCGCGACGCAGGCUACCACAAAGGCGAGGGUAUGGUCACGACAAUCUCAGAUGACCCGCCCUUCCUGAACUGGGUAUACGUGGAUCGUCAGACACAUGAAGUCAAGUACGGCAUCAGAGAUGAAGCGCAACCUCAUGUUGUAGGACCUUGGGAUGUGACCAAGUACGAUCGACGACUCACAUGUGAGGGAUGGGAAGGCUUCGUUGCUGUGGAGGAAGAGGAUGGCUGCCCUCUAUGGGCACUUUACUUCGAUCGAGAAGACGAUGGUCUGCAAAGCGAGGAGAGAGUGGGUACACAAAGGUUGCGGAUGCUCGCUUUGGAGGUUUGGAGAAGAGAGCUGAGAGCAGAUCGUGAGACUGCGGUUGAGAAUAGGUUGGAACGUAUCAGAGCUCGCGAGGAGAAGUCUUCGGAAGAGACUACUGUGUCGUGA
Messenger RNA from Zasmidium cellare ATCC 36951, 720 nucleotides. RefSeq lists its product as uncharacterized. The annotation marks the transcript as partial. The record is from RefSeq and is a predicted model, not a curated record. NCBI's taxonomy places the organism in Eukaryota, Fungi, Ascomycota, Dothideomycetes, Mycosphaerellales, Mycosphaerellaceae. The transcript has 4 exons.